AUGGGAAUCACUGGUCUUUCGUCUCUUUUUAAACACACAAAAAAUCUGAAUUUUCUGGAAAGGUUAAUUGCGGCAGUGGAUGCGUAUUGCUGGCUUUACAAAGAUGCUAGUUUGUUCGCUGAAGAUGUCGUGAUAAGGAACGACAAUAAAAAGUAAGUUCAAUCAUUAAAUAUUUAUGUAUUCUCCUCGAGGUUGAGGUAGUCUCAUCCGUGUUUACAUUCUUUUAUUAGAUGCAUUGAGCCCUGUGCGGCAUAUUUGGAUGUUUUAGAGGAGAAUAACGUCACUGCAGUUGUUGUUAUGAUUGGUAGAAAGUUAGAAGAGAAAAUAGUAAACGAAAAUCAGGCAAAGUACGACCUCCAAGCGUUUGAGAGUUGUUCGUCUUGUUAUAGAAAUUUUCAAAUUAAAAUCUGUUCCUUUGAAGAAUAA
Molecule: messenger RNA, 426 nt
Organism: Paramuricea clavata
Lineage: Eukaryota; Metazoa; Cnidaria; Anthozoa; Malacalcyonacea; Plexauridae
Source: the annotation of a GenBank genome assembly